Messenger RNA from Athene cunicularia (burrowing owl), 372 nucleotides. RefSeq names its product cytokine SCM-1 beta-like. The record is from RefSeq and is a predicted model, not a curated record. The transcript has 3 exons. Bases 1 to 372 code for a protein of 123 amino acids. Gene Ontology annotation, cellular component: extracellular region. NCBI's taxonomy places the organism in Eukaryota, Metazoa, Chordata, Aves, Strigiformes, Strigidae. Gene Ontology annotation, molecular function: CCR chemokine receptor binding; chemokine activity. Gene Ontology annotation, biological process: cellular response to tumor necrosis factor; positive regulation of ERK1 and ERK2 cascade; cellular response to interleukin-1.
AUGACAAUAUAUAAACUCUGUGAAGGAGGACUGACAACAGCCACUUUCUUCUCUGCCAUGCCAAAGAAGCCACCAGCAAUGAAACUCCACACUGCAGCUAUCCUCGUCAUCUUCUGGCUUGGCGUCUUCACUGAGCACAUGGUGAAAGGGAGCAUUGGAAGUCAGUCCAUGCGCAGAUUAAAAUGUGUAAGUCUGCCUACACAGCAACUGAACAUCCGAAAUCUUGUCAGCUAUGAAAAGAGGCAAGGUCCAGUAAACGCUGUCAUAUUUAUGACCACAAGAGGUAUCAAGGUCUGUGUAAGCUCUAAUCAGGAAUGGGUGCAGACUGCUAUAAAGAAAAUAGACCAAAAACGUGCCACCAAAGGCAACUAA